This is a messenger RNA of Botrytis deweyae, 1762 nucleotides long. RefSeq lists its product as uncharacterized. The transcript has 4 exons. The record is from RefSeq and is a predicted model, not a curated record. Bases 492 to 1589 code for a protein of 365 amino acids. Lineage: Eukaryota; Fungi; Ascomycota; Leotiomycetes; Helotiales; Sclerotiniaceae. Gene Ontology annotation, molecular function: catalytic activity.
CAUGUAUCUCUCGGUAUAACCUCGACGGUAGUAAUGAUACCCGCCGGCACUCGCAUUAGAAUGGUGAUAGCCAAUCUAAUCUAUGAUAUGUGAUAAGGACGUGACAUUGCGGGAUUUUCUGCAUCUACAUCCACGAGGAUGUAGAAUACGACUCAAAAUACAGUACCAAGACGUUACAUUCUCAUCUUCCUUCUGCGAGGUGAUACAUUAGGUAUCGAUCAUUGAGGUCGAGAUUCAUCUCUUGGACACAUCUCGUCUUCGUUGGCGCUGAAUGGACGGAAAAAUAAUGUGCAGGCAGAUGCGAAGAGGCAAAGAAGAUAGAUAGAGAAGACCGAGACCGAGGAGAUGUCGUCGGAGAGAUCUAUAAAAACCCCUUCAGUCCCCGCUUGGAGUCACCUCGAUCAUCAAGCACACCAAUAGUACAGUGAUAUCUGCAAUACAAUCAUCAACAACAAGAUCACUACUUACUCUACAUUACACUUGAUAUCAUUAUGGCUCCCAUUAUGGAAUCACUCCCAAUCCUCCAAGAGAAGUCCAUAGCGACUGUGACUGAGUAUUCGGUUCCAAGUUCGCCAGAUGGCGCUGUUACACCUUACGAUGGUAAAACUCAUGUUUUCAACAUUGAUAUGCCUGCCUACUCAGACAAAGUCAUGUUGACAUUCAACAAUGCGGUCAAGCAAACGACAGGCUUUGAAAGCGGCGCAACAAAGUUGAAGAACAUGCUCAGGGACUCCAAUGAGUUGAUCGUUUGCCCUGGUGUUUACGAUGGUAUCUCUGCACGAGUUGCCCUGCAAGUCGGCUUCUCAGCCCUUUACAUGACUGGAGCAGGUACCACGGCCUCCCGCUUGGGCAUGGCAGAUCUUGGCAUAGCCCAAUUGGCUGACAUGAAGGAGCAUGCCGAGAUGAUUGCAAAUCUUGAUCCUUAUGGCCCACCUUUGAUUGCCGACAUGGACACAGGUUACGGUGGCCCUCUCAUCAUUGACAAAGCCGUCAAGUCGUAUAUCAGAGCCGGUGUUGCUGGAUUCCACAUUGAGGACCAAAUCCAAAACAAGCGUUGUGGACAUCUCCAAGGCAAAAAGGUUGUUCCAGCAGAAGAGUUCUACAUGAGAAUUCGUGCAGCCAAAGCCGCCAAAGAGGCCAUGAACUCCGAUAUUGUGUUGAUCGCACGCACAGAUGCACUACAACAACUUGGCUACGACGAGUGCGUCAAGAGGUUGAAGGUCGCUCGGGAUAUGGGUGCUGAUGUUGGUUUACUCGAGGGUUACACUUCGAAGGAGAUGGCUGCAAAGACUGUGAAGGAGUUCGCCCCAUGGCCAAUACUCUUGAACAUGGUUGAGAAUGGCAGCACCCCAAUCAUCACCACCAAGGAAGCACAAGAGAUGGGAUUCCGUAUCAUGAUCUUCUCUUUUGCUGCUCUCGCUCCAGCAUAUUUGGCAAUCCAAGAGACUUUCUUGCGAUUGAAGAGAGAUGGUGUCGUAGGAACUCCAAAGAACCUGACGCCCAGGGCUCUGUUCGAUGUUUGUGGUCUGAAGGAUAGUAUUGUGGUUGAUACUGCGGCUGGUGGUGGAGCUUUCGCGGAUGGUGUUUGAGUAGAUGUAGUAUCUUGUCCAUAUUCCCCAGUUUGUUUAGUUUCCUUAUGUUCUACUCUAGUACCUGAUCGGUACUAGAUAUGGUGCAAGUAUAUUAUAGGGGUUUCGUCAAAUCGUCAAAGUAGAUCUUGUUAUAUACACAAUAUAUCUUACUGUUUCUUCUUCUUCAUGAA